Messenger RNA from Arabidopsis thaliana (thale cress), 1027 nucleotides. RefSeq names its product Cystatin/monellin superfamily protein. The transcript is spliced from 4 exons. The record is from RefSeq and is marked reviewed. Bases 138 to 656 code for a protein of 172 amino acids. Lineage: Eukaryota; Viridiplantae; Streptophyta; Magnoliopsida; Brassicales; Brassicaceae.
UUUAACAAUAAACGAAUGAAAACUUUGGUAAACCGAUAAUAAAGAAAAAAAGAUAUUUUUUAUCCCAAUUUCCCUAAAUCAUAAAGAAACUUAGGGUUCGUUAUCAUCGCCAUCUCGAUUCUCCUAAAUCAUAAGCGAUGUUAUCUCCGAUUGAGAAUGAGAGAUCCGAAAUUCCUUCCCCUGAGAAGCUGAAGUUAGUGGAGGAGCCAUCCGACGAUGAAUCUAAGUUCUCUAAUUAUGAUUCGGACGAUUGGGAAACUUUGUCAGAUGAUCUUCGACUGUUAGAUGAAGAGUGGGGCAAGAGCGGGGGUUUUGAUGUGGACUUCUCGAAAGUGCGUCACAGAUUUGGUCGCGGAGCUGUUCAUCUCGACGACGACAAUAUGGUUAGCGAGCCUCAUGAGACCAACAGAGAUUUGCUCAACAGGUUGUCCAACAUGGCUAUCUCCUUCUACAACGACAAGACGGGGAUAAAACUGGAACUUGUCAAGGUUUUGAGAGCAAAUUUUCACCCAUCUGCUGCAAUCACACUCUACAUCACGUUUGAAGCCAAUGACCCUUCAGAUGGUAACCAGACUAAACGUUACCAAGCAGUGGUUCGAUACUUGUCCUUUGAUAUCGAAGUUUGCUCUUGCAAUCCUGAACCAUCUUCUUCUUGAAUUCUCUUCUGAAAGUUUUCCACCGGCGAGUUUAUGCAUCUAUCUAUCUAUCUAUCUAGGGGAAGCAAAAGGGCACUAGCAAGUUUCAAUUUGUUCCUUGAACUUCUCUAUUUGAAAUUAAGUUGUAUUUUUAUGCCCAAAUGUUGGUCUCUCGGUGUUUUACUGUUAUUGCGACUAAGUCACUACUCUUUCCAUUAGCUACUUCUAUUAUUAUAUGGAUAAUGUUGUUACACUCCUUCAUUUUUCCUCCCUCAGAGGUUAGGUGCUUAAAUUCUUCACCAGUUCCAGCUGUUUGGCAUUGCUUAGUUAUUAGUUCAUCACAUUGUUUUGGUAGAAAGAAAAUAAAACAACAUUCUUAGAAUCACAAUACA